Nicotiana tabacum (common tobacco) is the source of this 1435-nucleotide messenger RNA. RefSeq names its product transcription factor bHLH128. The record is from RefSeq and is a predicted model, not a curated record. Gene Ontology annotation, biological process: regulation of transcription by RNA polymerase II. NCBI's taxonomy places the organism in Eukaryota, Viridiplantae, Streptophyta, Magnoliopsida, Solanales, Solanaceae. Gene Ontology annotation, molecular function: DNA-binding transcription factor activity, RNA polymerase II-specific; protein dimerization activity; RNA polymerase II cis-regulatory region sequence-specific DNA binding. Gene Ontology annotation, cellular component: nucleus.
CCCCUUCUUUCCCUAUUAACUUCCCAAGCUCCAAAAUCUUAACACAUUCUAAUUCAAACAAAUUAUGUAUCCUUCCUCAACUUCUUCUUCAUCUCAAAAUUCAAUGAGCCACACCACCACCGCUGGCGGCGGUAGCAACGGCGGUGGAGGGCUGACCCGUUACGGUUCAGCUCCGGGCGCAUUUUUAACUACUGCAGUUGAAUCCGUCAUUGGUGCUAAUAAUCACGAUUUUAACCUCCACGGGUCCCACCAUCAACACCUUGGACCUUCGCGAUAUUAUUCGCCAAAUAUGACGUCAUCUAAUUCGUUAAAUUCAGAAUCUACUAGUAAGGCUAAGGAACAAUCGAGUUUACAGAGAUCAAUUGGAUUCAAUGAUUUAACAAUUGGCGGCGGCGGUGGUGGAUGUGGAGUUUUGCCGGCGGCGAAUUCGACGACGCCGUUGGUUCGACAUAGUAGCUCACCAGCUAGGUUUCUUAAUCAACUUGCUGCUGCUGCUGGUGAUACUGGCUUUUCAGUAUCAAUGGGGAGAGGAAGCUAUAACUCUAAAGGCGUCGCAGACAGUAGCCGGGGUAUAACAAGGCUGAACUCUCAGCUCAGCUUCACUAGGCAGGAAGUUCUCUCUCAAAUAGCAGAGGAAAAUGAGGAUGUUGAAGGGACCAGUACAGAGAAUGGCCACAGAAAGUCAACACAUUCUUAUGCCACUGCAAGUAGUUUCGCAAUGGGUUCAUGGGAAGAUAACAAUUCUAUAAUGUUCUCUGUCACACCGAGUAAACGAGCCAAGCACAUUAGCAAUGACAUUGUCAAUGGGCUCGAUGAUGGGGAAACUCAGUUUCAGUUUGGCUUGUCUCAGACAGCACUAGAAAUGUCGUCAAUGGAUAGAUUGCUGCACAUCCCUGAGGAUUCUGUUCCUUGCAAAAUUCGUGCCAAGCGUGGUUGUGCUACUCAUCCUCGCAGCAUUGCAGAAAGGGAGAGAAGAACCAGAAUAAGUGGGAAGCUAAAGAAGUUACAAGAUCUUGUUCCAAACAUGGACAAGCAAACGAGCUACGCUGACAUGCUGGAUCUAGCAGUGCAGCACAUUCGAACCCUUCAAGAUCAGGUUCAGAAUCUCAACAUUGAACUUGAAAACUGCAAAUGUGGAUGUAAGAAAUCGAGUCAAUAACAGUGCAUACAAAAUGGGAGGAACCAUUAGCUGAAGAUUGACCUAAAGGCUUUUUGUCACCAUUAUUGCCUCUGUAGAAGAAUUCAAAAUCUGUACAUAUGGAAGCAAAUUUCCAACUAGCUUUUUUAAAGCUAAAAGUGAAUUCUCUUGGUCGUUUUUUCCUUUUCAGUUGGACCACGUAUAUGAUUUUGGAUAAUUUCUAGUUUUUUUCCCUUAACAUUUAAUUUGUAAUUCAGUUUUGGGUUCAUUUUGCUUUCUAGAUUCUUUUCUUGAGUA